GCAGAAUAUAUCGUCAGUUUAGUUAGCUAAGCUAGUUCUUAUACGAUACACAAUUAUUUGCUCUGAAUAUGUCGCGUUUACCAACUAAAUUAGCGGAAAUAAGACAGAAGGGUAAUAAAUUGGUAAAGAGUAAAGAAUUGGAGACAGAAGUUCCGAAAGACUUGUGUUGGCACGAUGAAGAUUUUGCUUCAAAAGUUCCAAAUUCUAUGGAUCUUAAACAACAAUUAAUCAUAUGGAAGAGGACAGAUUUUUUACUAAAUAACGUUGCAUUUACAACAAAACUAUGUCAUGAAUUAGUUGACUUAGACGUUUGUACAUUACAGACAAUGACUGACAUUCAGUCUAAGGCCUAUAACGCUGAAAAAGUGUUACUACUCAUUACAAGGCUAGGGAUGCAUGGUACUGAUAUUUAUUCAAAGUUUAUUAAAGCACUGUUUAGAUCGGAUCAUAUAAAAGUUGCCAGGGAAAUUAUUAAAACUGAAAAGCAAACAAAAUUUGGUGAAAUGUUACCACCAACUUUUACGUAUUUUCUCGACUUAUCUGAAUUUUUGAGAAUAUAUCCACACAUAGGCCUAAAAUUGGGAGAGGAAGGGAAGCAUCUCCUUCAAAGCUAUAUUGAAGGAAAAAUUGCGCUAGAAGCUAUGAAGAGAGAUGAAAGAGUUAAGAUUUUAGAAAGGGAAAUGGAGGAUUUAAGAAGAAAAAUUCGCGAAUUGCAAGCUAUUAUUGAAGGCCAAAAGAAAUUUGUUGAGGAAGCUCGAAGAAGAUUAGAGGAAGCGGAACUCAGAGUUAGUAAACUCUUAAAAAGAAUAGAAGUCUUAGAAAAUGAAGCAGAUUGUAGAGAACGAGAAAUCAGGUUGUUAAGAACUGCCAAGGAAGAAUUAGAGGAAGGUCUUAUUAUGGUAUUAAAGGAAGGAAAGGAUUAUAAUUUAGAAAGACCUCCAUCUAGAGUUUCCGCUCCCUUAGAUUGUGUCAAAGAACAUUACUCUCUCAGGAUAUUAAGAUCUUAUAUACGAAUGAAUGAUACUAAACUUCAACUAAUGCAACAACAAUUUGAUAAGAUAGUAUGCGAGGAGAAAAUCUUGAAUGAAAUAGUAGCCAUAGCACCAAGAGAUCCCGGAAGCGCCAGGAGUAGUGCUGGAGGUAGAAAGCGGAGCACUUCUACGAGAAUGUCGAGUGUUCUUAAUUCUCCAAAGAAAACACUACAAGAACUAAGAAGGGAGAAAAAAACGCUAGAAUUAAAUAUUCGAGAAAUAGAAUCAGAUACAGCUGCUAGAAGGAAACAAGCUGGAGAGAUGGAAUCUUCUGCUCCUCUCGGUCCGGAAGAAGCUAUUCACGAACCAAUAUCGAGUAGGAUUAAAAAGCUUUCGGAAACUAUGAGAAAAUCCCAUAAGAAAGAGCUGAGAGAUUGUCAAUAUCGUAAUAUGCUUCAAAUUCAGGAGAUGGAGAGGAAAAUGGAAAUUUUGAGAGCUGCGCAUAUGGAGGAAGCUGAGAGAUUAAAAGCCAGAAUUAGGCAGAAAAUGAACGAUAUCCAUAGGAGAGAGCAACUUCAUAAACGCUUAAAACACCAAAUAAGAACAAUGGUUAAUUACCAAGCAAAGAAUAUGAAUGCAACAGUUUCCGUUGAGGAGUGUAGAAGAAUUGUAAGAGCAUUAAUCCAAGAGGCAAGACUUUUAAGGGCAAUGGCUGAGGAAAGGGAAAUUGAUUCAAAUCAAGUACAAUUUUGUAAUUUACCCGACGAAAUCUAUAAGAUGUUUACUUUUUUAUUGCAGAUGAAAGCUCUCGAAGGUUUACCUGCUCUUCAAUUAAGAAAGAAAAAGCAAAGAAGGAAAAAGCAGCGUCUGGCAGCGUCUUUGAGUGAUGAGAAAUUAGAAUAUUUAUCUUUCAAGAUAACAGAUAAAUGGAGAUAUGUCGGAGAACAAUUGGGAGUGACUCACAAUAGAAUGGAUAUGAUUGAGAUGGAUAUCCCCUUAAGCGUUGAACGACAAACUCUAACUAUGCUUAAGAGCUGGAGAGACGAAGAUGGUGGAAAACUAAACGAAUUAGUGGAAGCUCUCAUAGAAUGUGAAUUUGACCAAUAUGUAGGAUUGUUUAUGCCACCAGAUCAUGCGGCCCACGUUAUGGAAAAGAAGAAGAAAAGGGAAAAAGAAGAAAAAGAACUUGACGAAAUAUUGGAGAGAACAGUUAUGGGUGACGAUUAUGGAAACAAUAACGAAAAUAAGGAGGAAAAUGAUGAAUUUAUUGAAAAUAAAGAAUCAGAUAUUGUUAAACUACCUCCAAUAGUCGCCGUAAACGCUUGA
Molecule: messenger RNA, 2297 nt
Organism: Dimorphilus gyrociliatus
Lineage: Eukaryota; Metazoa; Annelida; Polychaeta; Dinophilidae
Source: the annotation of a GenBank genome assembly